AUGGGACUUCCAUACGCAGGCGAAGAUGCUCAUUUGUUUGCUCCUGCAAGCCCUUUGCAAGACUUUGGGGAGUUCCAGUUCACCCCGCAGCAGUACCGGCUUCUUAUCAAACAGGUUUACCAAGAGAAGAAUCCUUCAAUGAUGGCAGAAUUGGAUUUCAUUUUCUCAAGGUAUCAAGGCCGUGAGGAGGAAUUAUUUCCCCAGGUAUGCCUGAAGUAUGGUGCAGACAGAGCGGCCCUUACAAAAGAUCUUCCACCAAGAACCGAGCUAGAAGAGGGUGAGUUAGUGGAAGCAAUUGUUCGCUUGGAGGAGGAGCACGAGAGACGGAUGCGACUUCUCCGACGGAAAAGGGAGGAAGUGAAAGAACUGACCCUUCUCAUUCGCUUGGGAUCUGAACGACGGCGCUGUCAUGCUUGCGAUGUGGGCAUUUGUCGCGCACAGCGCUUGAUCAGAUUUGCUGGUGAAGUUUGCUGGCUGGUGGCCGAGGAAAGUAGAUGUGCAGAGGAGGAGGGGGCCGGCAGCCAUGGCCAUAGUCAUGAAAACCUUGAGGAUCUACACAGAGGAACGCAGUGGGUGAUCAAAGAGUUAAGAGCCAUUCUCACAAGUGUGGCUCAAGAAGAUCCACAACUGGCUGAAUUGGCGCAUCACCUCUCCACUGCCAAGAUUCAAAAGCCCCAGCAAGUCAAGAAAGACUCAGACCACUCAGGUCCUGAAAAAUUGGAGCCCCAAGGAGAGGAUGGAGAGGAAGUGGAGCGACUGGACUGUGAGUCUGAGCAAUGGGAUCCACAGGAUGAGUUGGAGUCAGACACGCCUGAGCCCAACGAGCCAUCGCAGCCACAAAUAGAGGAACUUGCGACGAGGGAAGCGGAUGCCGAACAUGGCAAGGCACAGGAUGACGCACGGGUACGAUGUGAGGACCAGCCUCCUGCGAAGCCCGACCAAGGUGACCAAAGACUGUCAGAGGCCGAGAAGUUGGAAGAGAAGUUGGACCCGGGUGUGUUUGAGCAGCUGGAAUCCAUGCAACAAAUGUAGGUUCAAUAUGGUUCAAUGACAUUUGGAUCAUUUGGGAUGCCCUGGAGCAUUGUCCAGUAGCAAGUCCUUUGGUGAGCUGACGCUCAAAGAGCGCAGCCCGAAGGUAUGGUCCUUUAGCAUGUAGGACGCAUUUGUUUCGAGUGCCUAGCCUACAAACAGUGCAAAAACAAGAGCC
Cladocopium goreaui is the source of this 1207-nucleotide messenger RNA. The record is from the annotation of a GenBank genome assembly. Lineage: Eukaryota; Dinophyceae; Suessiales; Symbiodiniaceae.